This is a messenger RNA of Strongylus vulgaris, 303 nucleotides long. NCBI's taxonomy places the organism in Eukaryota, Metazoa, Nematoda, Chromadorea, Rhabditida, Strongylidae. The record is from the annotation of a GenBank genome assembly.
AUGCUGCUCAUUUUCAGAUGGACUCGCUUGUUCGUCUAUCGCCUUUGUGCUUUAAUCAUUGGCCUGCCGGCAGCGAUCGUCUUCGGAAUCCUAUUUGCCGUAGCCACUGUUAUCAACGUCUUCGCAUGUGUACCAAUCGCUAAACUGCUCAGUAUUCCCGGAAACUGGCUGGCUAAGACUUGGAGUUGGUUGGUGCAUGCCAUCGUCGAUCCCAUCGCUGGCGCUCUUGGACUUCUCUUCUCAUCAUUCACCAUUAGAAAAUACGGUAUCAACUCGCAGCCAACUGAUCCAUGUGUUGCCUAA